CUCGUUUAUCGAUAUUACAAAUCAUAAGUAAGACAAGCUGUUAGAAAUUGUUAACCACGAAGAAAAAAUGCGUUUCAUUGUCUACAAAUUUUAGUGAUAAGUUGAAAGGAAAAGGGUCAUCAAGAUGUGGUGAAAAACUGUAAUCAAGAUGUUCACAUGAUGAAAAAUGCUGGAAAUUUAUUGAAACGACAUAAGGACCACUUGCAGAGAAUAGUCUCUAAUGUAAUGAUCAGCUCAAUUGCUUAGCACUCCCCCCUUGUUUAAGCAGCCUUUAGUAAAUCACUUUCAGCAUUUCUCAAAAUUCUUUACUGUGAACUGUAAUAUGAUAACCAGUAUAGCUGAAAUUUAAACCAUUAACGAAUGCAAUAACUCGAACGAAUCCACACAUGGAGCAACAAGGUGAUGAACUUUUGGAGUCAAAGCCUAAGAUACAAAAACGUGUUGAUUUCUUAAACGAUUUAGAUGGACUCCUUGUAAACUCUAAAAAUUUCAAUAAACUCUUCAUACAAAGAACAAGUCCAGAAUGGAUUAAAAGUCAAGUUGAGAAACUUGUCCAAAGUCAUAUUCACUUAUCGAAAUUUGUUGAAGUUCUAACAAAUUUCAUUGUAUCUGAAAAUCAUCAUCCUCAUGUAGUUCAGCAAGUACUUAUUUGGUUGGAUUAUCUUACUCAAAAUCAUUACAAAUCCUUACAAUCACCAGAAAUUCAACAGUCAUUAAAAAAUCUAUGCUCAUAUUAUUACGAAAUGUUUAAAAUGGGGAAUAUGUAUUUAGAAGCUGCUAAUCGUGGUAAUGCUGUUGAGAAUUGGUCGAAAGCUCAAAAAUACAUGGGUCAUCUUCCUCGUCGACUUUAUUAUACAAUCCUACCGAAAACUAAGUUUACGUACACUGAUGAUGGAGAUAAGAAGAGUAUUAAAAAACAAACUGUUGCACAAGUUCCUAGUAGUUCAGUCGACAUUGAAGAUGAUUUUGACAUUCCGAAUGAUGAUGAUGAUGCGUUGAUGGAUUUAGAUUCAGCAUCUUCUAUGACAAAAGAUGAUGAGUUAGAAUAUAAUGAAGAGUCAGUAUAUCAGUCAUUUGAAGAAUCUGAUGCCGGUGUGUUUGAUGUUAACGAACCCUUGUCAUCUGAUGCAGAACAACAUCAACAACAAAAUCGUAUGAAUACAGACGACGGAUGGGGUGAAGAAGAUGCAGCAGAUCUUUUUGAGAUUGAAAGUGAUUCAGAUGAUUUCCAGUAUCCCGACGUAAACAAUUUCGUUGAUAAUCUGUCUGUAUCUAGUAAAGGGGAUGUGUGACGCGCAUAGCAGCCAAUUGAUGUUCACAUUACUUAAAAAGGUGACAUUUUUAUGUUUCUCAGAUUUUUUAAAAUAGUUUCUCUUGUGUUGUUCAGUUUCUUUGUUGCAUAUUUGAGUCUAAACAGUAUAAAGUGAAGGGAAUUCGUAGUUUUUUGGUUACUUUAUUUAUAAUAUCUGAGCCAUUCCUUAUUUGUUUGUUUGCUGAUUUCGUUAUGAGUUUCGCGGACAUUUUCUGAUGAAGUUAUGUACAUAAGCUAUUUCUCCUAAACACAGUCACUCAAUAAUUCCUUUCAUUUCUCCGUUGAAGUAGAUACACAAGGGUGUGUUCCCGCUCUGUUGAGUAAAGUUUGCUCAGAAAUAAUCUUGUGUG
Molecule: messenger RNA, 1662 nt
Organism: Heterobilharzia americana
Lineage: Eukaryota; Metazoa; Platyhelminthes; Trematoda; Strigeidida; Schistosomatidae
Source: the annotation of a GenBank genome assembly